CAUAGUCAUUUUGAUCACAUGAGCUAUUUUGCGCGCUGAACGUCGAGUAUUAACAUAAAAAGGACACCUUAACGAAACAUUGGAACAUUUCGUGUAACAUCACUAUCAACUUUAUUUCAUAAAUUGUGAUUAUUUUCCGUUUCUCAUGUGUGUGUGUGUGUGUGUAUGUGUGUGUGUGUGUGUGUGAAACAAUAAAAAAAAUAUUUCAACAGCAACGACAAAUAACGUGAGAAUACAUGAAAAUGGUUCGUCUAACCUUUAAACACGUCAACUGUCAAAUAAGAAUCUGAGUAAUCUAAUCUUUUAUUGUGAAUUUUGCAAAAAUCAAAUUUCGAACUGUUUCAAUAAACUGACGAAUCGAUAGAUACAAGUUUUUCUUUAAACCGUGAAAUUGAGUCAAGAUGUUCAGAUUAUUAAAAUUUUCGAGAAACUUGCCUUUGAAAAGUACAGCUUUACAACACAUCGCAUAUCGUACCUUCCAAUCGUCAACGAGUAUUAGAUUCAAUACGUUAUAUUCACAAAAAGAGCUGAUGCAAGAUGGACUAAGUAAAUUUAAGAAGGGUGAAAUUCUUCAUGGGUUUAUAGUAGACGAAAUCGCGAACAUAGAUGAAUUGUUCCUUACUGCAAUUAGACUAACGCACUUGAGUACAGGGGCACAAUACUUGCAUGUGGCCCGAGACGACACCAACAAUGUAUUUUCUAUUGGAUUUCGUACAACUCCCAUGGACUCUACAGGAUUGCCUCACAUAUUGGAACAUACCGCUCUGUGUGGCAGCGAGCGAUAUCCCUGCAGAGAUCCGUUCUUCAAAAUGCUAAGAAGAUCUCUGGCUACGUUUAUGAAUGCCAUGACCGGACCGGAUUAUACGAUAUAUCCAUUCUCAACGCAGAACUUGAAAGACUAUCGCAAUCUACAGUCAGUUUAUUUGGACUCGGUUUUCAUGCCGAAUCUACGAGAACUGGACUUUCGACAGGAAGGAUGGAGAUUAGAGCAUACAGAUGUUAAUGAUAAAAACUCUCCUAUCAUAUUCAAAGGCGUGGUCUUUAACGAAAUGAAGGGUGUCUUCAAUGACAAUCAAGCUAUUAUGGCGGAACGUUUGCUGAAUUCUAUAUUGCCGAGUCACACAUAUUCCGUAAUUUCUGGCGGCGAUCCCCUUGUCAUACCUAAUCUGCAAUAUAUCGAUCUCCUUAACUUCCACAUGAAGUACUACCAUCCCUCUAAUUCGCGUUUCUAUUCCUAUGGAAAUUUCCCACUGGAGGAUCAUUUGAAAUUUAUCAACGACCGAUACCUUUUCUUGUCUGACAGAAUAGAUGCUUCCAUGUCAAAAGUACCGGCAGAAAAACGAUGGAAUGUAGCUAGGAAGGAGCACAUUGCAUGUAAACACGAUCCGCUUCUCGCGGAUCCUAGUAGACAUGGCACUAUUGCCAUCGCACAUUUGUGCAAUGAUAUAAAUGAUAUACAGACGACUUUCGAGAUGUAUGUGCUCUCGCAAUUGCUAUUGAAAGGUCCGAAUUCGGCAUUUUAUAAAUCUUUGGUCGAAUCGAAUAUAAGCACUGGUUUUGGACCAUUUACAGGUUUUGAUUCACAGUGCAGAGAUACGAUGUUUGUCGUGAGUCUACAAGGAGUGAAGCUUGAAGAUUUUGAGAAAGUUGAAAAUAUUUUCAACGAGACUGUACAGAGAGUUAUCAAGGAAGGAUUUGAAAAAAAUCACAUCGAGGCUGUUUUGCAUGGCAUCGAAUUACAAGUAAAACAUCAAACAUCGAACUUCGGAUUGAACUUGCUCUUCAAUCUAACAUCUUUAUGGAAUCACGAUGGUGACUUGAUACAGUCAUUGCGAAUUAAUGAUGCGGUAAAAAAAUUUACGUCGCGAAUGAGAGAGAAUCCCAAGUAUUUGCAAAAUCUGAUUGAAACUUAUCUCAGGGAUAAUAAUCAUAAAUUGACGCUAACGAUGUCGCCUGACAAGAAAUACGAAGAAAAUAAAGCACUCGCUGAGCAAAAAUUAUUGAAGACAAAAUUGGAAAAACUUUCUGCGGAGGAGAAAGACCAGGUAUACCUCAAUGGGAAGAUCUUGCUUGCCGAGCAACAAAAGAAAGAGGAUGUUGGAGUUUUACCAACGCUGAAGAUAGAAGACUUGAAGGCCGACAUAGAAAGAUACAAGACUUCCGAUCUGGAGAUAUGCGGAGUGCCCCUCCAAUUGUCCGUGCAACCGACAAACGGGAUUUCCUAUUAUCGAGGAAUACUCAAUACACAAGCUUUACCGAAUGAAUUGAAGCAGCUACUACCGCUGUUCAAUUACGUUAUUGCGAAAAUGGGCACGCAGAAUUACGAUUACAGAAGUUUCGAUCAGAUGAUGCAGCUAAAGACUGGCGGUCUAAAUUUCAUGAAUCACAUCGCCGAACAUAAGGAGAGUGAGCUCAAAUAUGAAGAAGGAAUCUUCAUAAGCUCAUAUUGCUUGGAUCGUAAUUCUGGCGAUAUGUGGAAGUUGUGGACGGAGCUGUUUAACAACGUGAAACUGACCGACCUUCAGAGAUUCGAAACACUCGUAAAGAUGAACGCGGCUGAUCUAAUCAAUGGUAUCUCGCACGCUGGCCACAUGUACGCGAUGAGUAGCGCCGCUAGUCUGGUCUCUCCGAUAGCUCGGAUCAAAGAGAGCCUCUCGGGAUUGCAGUACAUCGCGAGGAUGAAGAAAAUAGCGCGGAUACGUGACUUGACUUCCCUGCUGCAUAAUAUGCAGGAAAUAGUAAAUUAUGUUCUGAACAAGAAACACUUGCGGUCGGCCAUUAAUUUGUCCGAAGAGCAUCGGGACGAUGUUUUUCAGGGUAUUCACGGGUUCUAUGAUUCAUUGAAGGGUCACUCGAAGAAUUCACGUAUCAUCACGAACGCUCAGAGCAUCGAAGCGAGAGAAUGCGGCUAUCAUCAUGUACUGCCAUACACGGUGAACUACUGCUCAAAGGCUAUUCUGACCGUUCCUUAUACGAAUCCAGAUUAUGCCGUGUUACGCGUAUUGUCCAAGUUGAUCACCUCGGUAUAUCUGCAUCCGGAAAUUCGAGAGAAAGGCGGGGCUUACGGCGGAGGUGCGAAAUUAACAUCGGAGGGAAUCUUCUCUUUUUAUUCCUACAGAGACCCGAACUCUACACGCACCUUCGAUCUGUUUGACAAAACGUAUGAUUUUCUAAUCGAGUACUCGUUGCCUCAGAGUGACAUAGACGAAGCAAAGUUAGGAGUCUUUCAACAAAUCGAUGGCCCUGUUCCUCCCAGUAAUCGAGGCUUGACUAAAUUCAUAAACGAUAUCACAGACGAUGAUAUUCAAAAGCAAAGAGAGCAGUUGAAAGCUGUAACUAAAGAGCAGCUUUUACACGUGGCAGAAAAAUACCUAAAACCCGACCAAAAUGGUGUCAGAAUCGGUCGUUCGCUUAUUGGACCUACAAAUGUAGAUAUUUCGAAUAGGUAUAAAGAAAAUUGGCUGGUGCUAAAUCAAGAAGAAGCAGAUCAAGCACGAGCCACUGAAUAAAUAGAAGUGAAAAUAUUAGUUUUAUUUUUAUAAUAAAAAGUGUUUCAUAUUAAACUGCAAAUAUGUUGACAUUGUUGUUUUCCAUAAGUAAUAGGAAUUGGAAAUUUAAGCGUAUAUUAUUUAAUAGUACGUAAUGUUAAAUAUUAUAAUUUAUGCUAUUUUAUACAUUAAAUA
Messenger RNA from Pogonomyrmex barbatus (red harvester ant), 3683 nucleotides. Its product is annotated as presequence protease, mitochondrial. Lineage: Eukaryota; Metazoa; Arthropoda; Insecta; Hymenoptera; Formicidae. Gene Ontology annotation, molecular function: metal ion binding; metalloendopeptidase activity. The record is from RefSeq and is a predicted model, not a curated record. Gene Ontology annotation, biological process: protein processing. Gene Ontology annotation, cellular component: mitochondrial matrix.